AUGGCAAAUCCAGCAGAAGUUUCAGCAAUUGAACAAAUUAGAAUGCAUCUUCUUGGAGAGUUUUCUCCAAGCGAGGUUUCGUUUGCUGCCGAGAUCGAUAAUUGCAGCAAAGCUAGUAGCAUAAGUUCAUCAGUUCAAUUUGACAAUUCAAUUUCGGUUUCUGAUUAUUUCAUGAACUGUGAGCGGAAUCAAUUUGAUUUUAGCGAGUUUUCAAGCCCGGAAUCCGUAGAUUUGGGGCAAAAUCAACUAAACACUCAAAUUAUAGACCUCACAUUACCCAAGGCGAAAAUUUUGACUGAGAGGAAUCCUUCACUGCAGAUUGAAUUGCCGGCGGUGAAGAAAUUAGGCUGGAUCGACUUCUCAGAGUCGAACUCGGCGGCGACGGUGCAGGACAACUCGGUUGUGGUGGAGAAGUGUCAUUACAGAGGGGUACGACAGCGGCCAUGGGGAAAGUACGCGGCGGAAAUCAGGGAUCCGAAGCGGCGUGGCUCUCGCCUUUGGCUCGGAACGUUCGACACCGCCAUCGCAGCCGCAAAAGCUUACGACAUGGCGGCAUUCAGGAUGCGAGGAAGCAAGGCGAUUCUGAACUUCCCAGUGGAGAUUCAGAUGGAAAUAUGCGAAUCAGAUGCCGCCAUGGACGUAGGGAGGAAGCGGCGGAGAGAAGCGGAGGUGGUGAAAGAAGUGAUAGAAAACAAGACGAUAAAACUCGAAACGGAAAUAAAAAAUGAAAUGACGGAAUGGCCAUUAACGCCGUCAUGCUUGGGCUCGAUUUGGGAUCAGAGCGGGAUUGGGACAUUUAACUUUCCGCCAUUAUCUCCAUUAUCUCCGUUCGGUUAUCAACAGAUUAUUGUCAUAUGA
This is a messenger RNA of Fraxinus pennsylvanica, 858 nucleotides long. The record is from the annotation of a GenBank genome assembly. Lineage: Eukaryota; Viridiplantae; Streptophyta; Magnoliopsida; Lamiales; Oleaceae.